Messenger RNA from Lonchura striata (white-rumped munia), 1719 nucleotides. RefSeq names its product cytochrome P450 family 26 subfamily C member 1 (gene CYP26C1). Lineage: Eukaryota; Metazoa; Chordata; Aves; Passeriformes; Estrildidae. The record is from RefSeq and is a predicted model, not a curated record. Gene Ontology annotation, biological process: sterol metabolic process. Gene Ontology annotation, molecular function: oxidoreductase activity, acting on paired donors, with incorporation or reduction of molecular oxygen; monooxygenase activity; iron ion binding.
AUGCCGGCCGGGCCCUCCUGGCCCGAGGCGGCGGCGCUGGUGCUGCUGGCCCUGGCUCUGCUGGUCACCCUGUGCCGGCACCUGUGGGCGCUGCGCUGGAGCCUCAGCCGAGACCGCGCCAGCGCCCUGCCCCUGCCCAAGGGCUCCAUGGGCUGGCCCUUCUUCGGGGAGACUCUGCACUGGCUGCUCCAGGGCUCCCGCUUCCACAGCUCUCGGCGGGAGAGGUAUGGAAACGUCUUCAAGACCCACCUCCUGGGCCGGCCUGUGGUGCGGGUGACAGGCGCUGAGAACAUCCGCAAGAUCCUGCUGGGUGAGCACACGCUGGUCAGCACACAGUGGCCCCAAAGCACCCAGAUCAUCCUGGGCUCCCAUACUCUGCUCAGUUCCACCGGUGACCAGCACCGCCAGCGCCGCAAGAUCCUGGCCAGAGUCUUCAGCCGUGCCGCCCUGGAGAGCUACCUGCCGCGCAUCCAGAAGGUUGUGAGCUGGGAGCUGCGGGGCUGGUGCAUGGAGCCAGGCUCUAUCGCAGUUUAUUCCUCCGCUAAAACCUUAACUUUCCGCAUUGCAGCUCGCAUUCUGCUGGGGCUCCGCCUGGAGGAAAAGCAGUUCAAGGAUUUGGCCAAAACUUUUGAACAGCUGGUGGAGAACCUCUUCUCCUUGCCCCUCAACAUACCCUUCAGUGGGCUGCGCAAGGGAAUCAAAGCACGGGACAUGCUACAUAAGUUUAUGGAGAAGGCUAUACAGGAAAAACUGCAGAGAAACAACCCAGAAGACCACAGUGAUGCUCUGGAUUUCAUAAUGAACAGUGCCAAGGAGCAUGGCAAAGAAUUCACCAUGCAGGAGCUAAAGGAAUCAGCAAUUGAGCUCAUAUUUGCUGCUUUUUUCACCACGGCUAGCGCUAGCACCUCUCUGAUCCUCCUGCUACUAAAGCACCCCUCAGUGAUUGAAAAAAUAAGGCAGGAGCUGAUGUCCCAUGAGUUGUACCAGCAGAGUGAGUGCUGCCCUGCAGGACCCUGCCUGGAUACCCUGACCAUCCAGAGCAGGGACAGAGAGAAACCACUUUCCCACCCCAUGGCCAAAGACAUUCACAAGGACCAGAGCCAACCCCCAGCCCCAGUGGAGGAAGAUUCCCUCCAGCCCAGUGCCCUGCUGGAGCCCACUGUCCCGCGGAGCACGCCCUGCCCUGGCCCCGGCACCCCGGCAGCACCGGGGCAAAGCUGUCACUGCACCGCAGAGAUCAGCCUGGAGAAGCUGAGCCGCCUGCGCUACCUGGACUGUGUGAUUAAGGAGGUGCUGCGAGUGCUGCCCCCAGUCUCCGGAGGCUACAGGACGGCACUGCAGACUUUUGAGCUCGAUGGCUACCAGAUCCCCAAAGGCUGGAGCGUCAUGUACAGCAUCCGUGACACACACGAGACAGCUGCUGUCUACCAGAGCCCCCCCAGCAGCUUUGACCCAGACCGCUUCGGUGCCAGCCGGCCAGAGGCUGCAGGCCGGUUCCACUACAUCCCCUUCGGUGGAGGGGCACGGAGCUGCAUCGGGAAGGAGCUGGCACAGGCCAUCCUCAAGCUGCUGGCCAUUGAGCUGGUCAGCACAGCCCGCUGGGAGCUGGCCACCCCUGGCUACCCCACCAUGCAGACCGUGCCCAUCGUGCACCCUGUCGAUGAUGGGCUGCAGCUCUACUUCCACCCCUUGCAGCCCAGCCAAGGCCACGAGGCCUGA